UGUCAACCACCACAGUGCCCACUGCCAUCUUCUUCCCCACCACCAAAGGACCAAGGUCCAAGAGACCAGGACUCCAAGGUAUCCGGAGCGCGACCUGGGCGGAAGGCAGGCAAUGGAGUCGCCGUUCCGCGCGGACCUGCUGAGGGGCAAGGCGGCGCUGGUCACGGGCGGGGGCUCCGGCAUCGGCUUCGAGAUCGCCACGCAGCUCGCGCGCCACGGCGCGCACGUCGCGCUCAUGGGCCGCCGCCGCGAGGUCCUCGACAAGGCCGUCGCCGCGCUCCGCUCCGAGGGCCUCAAGGCUGUUGGUUUCGAUGGAGAUGUCCGCAAGCAAGAGGAUGCUGCCAGAGUGAUCGCAGCAACAGUUGAGCACUUUGGCAAGCUUGACAUUCUAGUCAACGGUGCUGCUGGCAACUUCCUUGCCUCCCCAGAGGAUUUGAAGCCCAAGGGAUUCCGAACCGUUCUUGACAUUGACACUUUGGGUACAUACACGAUGUGUUAUGAAGCCCUCAAGUAUCUCAAAAAGGGUGGACCAGGGAGAGAUCCUUCCUCUGGUGGCCUCAUCAUUAACAUCAGCGCAACACUGCAAUACACUGCGGCUUGGUACCAAAUUCAUGUCUCUGCUGCCAAGGCAGGUGUUGAUAGUAUCACAAGAUCAUUGGCUCUGGAAUGGGGAACAGAUUAUGACAUUAGAGUAAAUGGAAUUGCACCUGGACCAAUUCAAGACACUCCAGGAAUGAGGAAACUUGCGCCUGAAGAAAUGGGCAAGGGAAAACGAGAAACGAUGCCAUUAUUUAAGCUUGGGGAGAAAUGGGACAUAGCAAUGGCUGCACUCUAUCUAGCUUCUGAUGCAGGGAAAUAUGUAAAUGGGGCUACAAUUAUUGUCGACGGAGGCCUUUGGUUGAGUCGUCCUCGCCAUAUUCCCAAGGAGGAGGUGAAGGCACUCUCUAAAGUUGUCGAGAAGAAGGUUAGGGCCUCUGGUGUUGGGGUGCCAUCAAGCAAAUUGUGAUGACACCUUUGACUAAGUAGCUCUUCGGUGUGUUCUGUAUCAUACUGUUGUCAGUUUGGCUAAUGCCGCCAGUCCAUGCACAUGGCUUGUUAGCCGGCUGAGCAGUGUCCAAUUUGCAUUAGAAAUAGUUGAGAUCGGUAUGGGAUCCCAACCAAAAGGUGUUUAUUGCCAAAUAUUCACAUGUAUGUUCAGAUUGUCAAUGAAAGGGUUAUAUUGAAGAUUUAACAACUUGCAUCCC
Molecule: messenger RNA, 1244 nt
Organism: Sorghum bicolor (sorghum)
Lineage: Eukaryota; Viridiplantae; Streptophyta; Magnoliopsida; Poales; Poaceae
Product: peroxisomal 2,4-dienoyl-CoA reductase
Exons: 5
Coding region: 113-1006 (297 amino acids)
Biological process (GO): fatty acid catabolic process
Molecular function (GO): 2,4-dienoyl-CoA reductase (NADPH) activity
Source: RefSeq, a predicted model, not a curated record